This is a messenger RNA of Drosophila melanogaster (fruit fly), 904 nucleotides long. It is a transcript of the gene Jon65Aiv, whose product is annotated as jonah 65Aiv. The transcript is spliced from 2 exons. Bases 42 to 857 code for a protein of 271 amino acids. NCBI's taxonomy places the organism in Eukaryota, Metazoa, Arthropoda, Insecta, Diptera, Drosophilidae. Gene Ontology annotation, biological process: proteolysis. Gene Ontology annotation, cellular component: extracellular region. Gene Ontology annotation, molecular function: serine-type endopeptidase activity; hydrolase activity; peptidase activity. The record is from RefSeq and is marked reviewed.
ACAGUUGAGUUCCCUUAACUGAACAAGCAACAAUUCCCAAGAUGAAGUUCCUGAUCAUCCUUGCCCUGGCUGUGGCCGCCUCCGCUUUCCCCGAGCCGGAGCUGCGCCAUCGCAGCCGCGAGAUGCCCGUCGUUGGCGACAUUGGAGGUCGCAUCACCGGAGGAAGCAACGCCGCCGUCGGCCAGUUCCCCUACCAGGUGGGACUUUCCCUGAAGCUGAGUGCUCUGUCCAGCGCCUGGUGCGGUGGUUCUCUGAUCGGCAGCACCUGGGUCCUGACCGCUGCUCACUGUACCGAUGGAGUUCAGUCCGUGACCGUCUACUUGGGCGCCACCGUGCGCACCUCCGCCGAGAUCACCCACACCGUGUCCAGCUCCGACAUCAUCAUCCACUCCGGCUGGAACAGCGCUAACCUGCGCAACGACAUCUCCCUGAUCAAGAUCCCCGCCACCUCCUCCAGCAGCAGGAUCUCCGCCGUCAAGCUGCCAAGCAUCUCCAACUCCUACUCGACCUUCGUCGGUGACGUCGCUGUCGCCUCCGGAUGGGGACGCACCAGUGACACCUCCAGUGGUGUGGCUACCAAUCUUCAGUAUGUCGACCUGACUGUGAUCACCAACACCAAGUGCGCCCAAACCUACGGCACCUCGGUCGUGACCGACUCAACCCUCUGCGUGGCCACCACCGACGCCAAGUCCACCUGCAACGGUGACUCCGGCGGUCCUCUGGUCCUCAAGUCGUCCAGCGAGCAGAUCGGUCUGACCUCAUUCGGUGCCUCUGCCGGUUGCGAGAAGGGCUACCCCGCUGCCUUCACUCGUGUGACCAGCUACCUGGACUGGAUCAAGACUAACACUGGCAUCUAGGAAGGAGUCAGGAACUACAAUUUCGCUUAAAAAUAAAAAUCAUUUCU